Molecule: messenger RNA, 1035 nt
Organism: Phycodurus eques (leafy seadragon)
Lineage: Eukaryota; Metazoa; Chordata; Actinopteri; Syngnathiformes; Syngnathidae
Product: heparan sulfate glucosamine 3-O-sulfotransferase 6-like
Exons: 2
Coding region: 1-966 (321 amino acids)
Molecular function (GO): [heparan sulfate]-glucosamine 3-sulfotransferase activity
Source: RefSeq, a predicted model, not a curated record
AUGGGAUGGAGCGCACGCGGAGUCAGGUUGGACUCGGCCAAGGCGCUGCCCUUCCUCGCCGCGCUCCUCAUCGUGCCCUACUUCUUCUACUGCCGCUCGGACGGCGAGCGGCUCGGGGGCGCCGAGGCGCGGGGCGUGCAGCCGCGCAGCCUCCCGGAGGAGCGCGCCGUGGCCGCGUCCGACGCCUGCGGCAGGAAACGCUUCCCGCGGGCCAUCAUCAUCGGCGUGAAGAAGGGAGGGACCCGCGCCUUGCUCGAGUUCCUCCGCAUCCACCCGGACGUCCGAGCCGUGGGAGCCGAACCGCACUUCUUCGACAGGUUCUACGGCAGAGGACUCGAGUGGUACAGGAACUUGAUGCCUCGGACCCUGGACGGUCAGAUCACCAUGGAGAAGACCCCCAGCUACUUCGUCACCAAGGAGGCGCCGAGUCGCGUCUGCACUUUGAACUGCCAAACCAAGCUCAUCGUGGUGGUCCGGGAUCCCGUGACCCGAGCCGUGUCUGACUACACGCAGACUCUCUCCAAGAACCCGGGGCUUCCCUCAUUCCAGAGCCUGGCCCUGAGGAACGCCUCGGCGGGAACGAUCGACACGUCGUGGAGCGCCGUUCGCAUCGGCCUCUACGCCAAACAUCUGGAGAACUGGCUUCGGUACUUCCCCUUGUCACAUUUUCUUUUUGUUUGCGGUGAGCGGUUGGUGUCAGAUCCCGCCGGGGAGAUGGGUCGGGUUCAGGACUUCCUGGGCCUGAAGAGAGUUGUUUCCGAGAAGCACUUCUACUUCAAUCAGACCAAAGGGUUUCCCUGCUUGAAGAAACCCGAGGGUAGCAGCAGGCCUCACUGUUUGGGGAAGUCAAAGGGAAGACCGCAUCCACGGAUUCCCACCGGGGUCUUGCAGAAACUGAGAGACUUCUACAGACCUUACAACCGACGCUUCUAUCAGUUGAGCGGACAAGACUUCGGAUGGGACUGACGGGAGAGGAUAGGCCAGACAAAAAAGCCUGACUCUGACUUUGUCUCAGGAACCGGACGUGAGGAUAUG